Messenger RNA from Emiliania huxleyi CCMP1516, 609 nucleotides. RefSeq lists its product as hypothetical. Gene Ontology annotation, cellular component: membrane. The transcript has 3 exons. The record is from RefSeq and is a predicted model, not a curated record. Lineage: Eukaryota; Haptophyta; Isochrysidales; Noelaerhabdaceae. Bases 65 to 487 code for a protein of 140 amino acids.
CUGGGUAAUUGAGCCCACGUUUCCGGGGAAGAGCCUGCGCAACAUCGUGACCAAGAUUCUGUGUAUGAAUCUGAUCGUCGACCCGAUCCUCUUCCUGCCCACCUUUUACAGCUUUAGGGAAGCAAUGGUGGAGGAGCGAGUGGGAUUUGACGUGAUCCGCGCCGCCCUGGUCGGCUACUCCGAGAACUACUGGGAGGAUUGGAUGAACUCGUGGAUGAUUUGGUUCCCUGGCCACGUUGUGACGUAUGGAAUCGCGCCGCCAGCACUGCGGAUCCCUUGGAUGUCGAUGCUCUCAUUUGGAUACGUGUGUGUCCUCUCCUGCACCCGCGGGCAGAUCGACGAGCCGGCCGAAACGCCACAGCAGGCAGAGGAGAAGGCCAAGCUGCGGCGCAAUCUCAGCCGGCGAGCCUCAAUCGUCGGCAUCCGGAUCCACGAUAGCGAGGACCCGCGGGUGGUGGCAAGGAAGAAGUCAAAAGAACUGAGCUAGGAGCACAUCUGUACGUGUAUGCCGUCCCAUUGCGUGAUCUGUGAAGAGAGUUACCGUGGGGAUCUCCUGAGAGCUCGCUAAGCAUCUAGACGGGCUUUGGGACAUCUCAUGCACAUUCUCCA